Gilbertella persicaria is the source of this 921-nucleotide messenger RNA. RefSeq lists its product as uncharacterized. The transcript has 5 exons. Lineage: Eukaryota; Fungi; Mucoromycota; Mucoromycetes; Mucorales; Choanephoraceae. Bases 1 to 921 code for a protein of 306 amino acids. The record is from RefSeq and is a predicted model, not a curated record.
AUGGACUAUGUUGAAUGCGUUACCUUCUCAUUAGAAGUGGGUGUCUUCUUUUUAUUACAAUCGUUCUGGAAUUACCUUUCAAACACUGUCGCCAAAAAGAGUUUUAUGAGUUCAUUUGAGUUCAAAUUUUACAUUGUCUGGGCACUUGCUAGCAUGGCCAUGUUUCCUGUCCUUCAAUGGGUUUACAGAAAUGACAUAUCGAAAAGAGAAGCUAUUCCUCAACUUGCUUAUGGAGUUGAAGACAUGAAUAUUGCUAUUUCUAUUGUUUUAGCAUCUUAUGCUAUUUCUGUCAUUAUUCUCUGUAUUGAUGGUUUGACCUCUAUGGUGAUCAAUACCAACAAAUUUGCUGUUGAUUGUCUCAUGGCCAAUUUAAAUGUUUGUGUCAUCUUCCUCUGGCUUUGUUUGAUCUCCAUCUUCCACUCCCGACCUCAAUAUUCUAAAGCAGCUACUGAAUCUUCUAACAGUAGGUCGAGUUUCCAAUACUCUAACAAUCCUCGUACACAUCAAGCCUCUGAAUUUAAAAGCAAGAACACGACUUACACUAUUGAUGAAACUACCAAAGGCAUGGAUGAUCUAUCUCCUGAUGGCAAAUACAUCGUAUCUGGCACUAUUGAAGAUCCUUAUAGCAACCAACCUGUCAUGUUCUCUAUGAUGGAUUCAUCUGCCAUAAAACAACAAAAGCAACACCAUGUUCAAGUCAAUGAUAUUCCAUUGCAAGGCAUGAGUCCACACAGUAUGUCACCUCCUCCUCCUCCCUCAAUGCAACACCAUGAUAGUUUUCGAGUUGACAUGCAUCCAAACUAUGAGCCCAUAAGUCCAAACAGAGCUCGUCCUUCAUGGGAACAUAGUAUGUCGCAGUCUGGUCAAGAUCAGAUAAUAGACGAUUGGUUAUGGCAAUCACCCGAAAGAAGAAAUCCUUAA